AUGGGCCUGGGGUUUGGAUGUCUGGAGCGGCCGUUGGCCAACUUUUUCUACAGCUACGGUAUCCUCGUGGCCAGGAAUCCGUAUCCAUUCAUUGCCGUGCCGAUCCUAUUGACGCUCGCUCUGUCUUCAGGGUUCUUUCAGCUAGAGGUCGAGCAGGAUGCCGUCUACCUCUUCACCCCAACCGACGCUCCCUCCAAAACCGAGCGGCGCAUCAUCCACGAGCUCUGGCCCGUUCACGAGAAUAAUUUUGUGCCCGGCCGAGGGGUCGUGACAAGCCGAGAAGCCCAGGUGGCGGUAAUGGCACGAAACGACGGAAAUAUAUUAGAGGGCCACUACACGGCCGCCAUCGAGCGCCUCGACGCGUACAUCCAAAACCGGAUCCAGGUCCGCCAUCGUAACAAGACGUACACCUACCGAGAUCUCUGCUUGAAAUACGGGGACACGGGCUGCGUGACGAAUGACCAUAUCCGGAUCAUCUCCGCCCUCUACGAGCACGGCUUCAACAUCACCUACCCCUAUUUUCGAGCCGGAAACCGUGGCGGCUACAUCGGCUCUGCGAUGGGCGGGGUGACGUUUGCCCGAGGGGACAACGAUACAGUACUUGUUGCCAAAGCGAAGGCCUGGCUGAUGCUGUACCAACUCAAGUUCUACCCGGCGAACGUGUCGGUGAUCUCGGCAAAGUGGGAGAAGGCUUUCAAGGACCACCUAAGCCACUACCCGCCGGACCCGCUGAUCUCGGUCACCUUCUUCCACUCGCAGACGCUGGCCGACGAGCUGACGAAGAACGCCGAGUCGCUUGUACCAAAAUUCAUCACCUCGUUCGUGAUGCUGGUCCUCUUCUCGAUCGCCUGCUCGAUCGUGACCAUCCACGGCACUUGGCACAUCGACUGGGUGCUGUCGAAGCCGGUGCUCUCCGUGCUGGGCGUGUUCAAUGCUGGGAUGGGGAUCGCCUCGGCGGUCGGGUUCUUGGUGCUGAUCGGGGUGCCCUACACGGAUAUUGUGGCUGUGAUGCCGUUUUUGGUUGUAGCCGUCGGCACCGAUAACAUGUUCCUGAUGGUGGCCUGCGUGAGGAGGACCAACCGAGCUUGGAGUGUGGAGAGGAGAAUCGGAGAAUGCAUGUCCGACGCGGCGGUGUCGAUCACGAUCACGGCUCUGACGGAUGCUUUCUCGUUUGGUGUCGGCACGAUCACGACGAUUCCGGCCGUGCAGAUCUUCUGCAUCUACACCUGCUUGGCGCUCGUGCUCACGUUUUUGUAUCAGCUAACCUUCUUCUGCGCCCUUCUCAGCCUGGCCACCGAGUGGGAGGCGCGCGGGCUGCACUGUAUUUUGCAUCGACCGACCGUGCCUCCAAAACUCCAGAACACAUCGUCGGUGUUCGAUCGAGUGCUGUGGCUAGGGUCGCGGCCGCAUCCAGACCCCAACCACGAGACGAACAAGCGGAGCUGUGGUGCCACGCGAUUUUUCCAGGAUAUUUUCGCCCCCAUCUUGAUGCACCCCGUCAUGAAGGGGAUCGCCGCCCUGUGGUACUGCAUCUACAUGGCGUUAGCCAUCUACGGCUGCACGCAGCUGCGCGAGGGCCUCGAGCCGGUCAAUCUGCUCGUGGACGAUUCCUACGCCACCCCGCACUAUAGGGUGCUGGAAAAGUAUUUCUGGAAAUACGGCGCUACCGUCCAGAUCGUCGUCACCAACCCGCCGGACAUGCGCGACGUCGGCAACAGGGCCAUUUUAAAGCAAAUGGCCCACGACUUUGCGACGACAAAGCACUCGAUGGGUGAUGGCAGUCUUCAGUGGUGGCUCCCAGAAAUGGAACGUUUCUAUGGCAAACAGACGGUCGACAUCUCCAGCGAGGAGUUCCUCUCCCUGGCCGCCAACUUUUUCUACGAGAUGCGCAACGACCCGUGGCCGGUGGACGUCAAGUGGCGCCGGGCGGGGGAUGGGCGAUUUGAGAUCUCGGCUUUCAGGUUCCUCGUUGGAAUGAAGAGCAUCUCCUCGACGACCGACCAACAAGAUGCUACCAACGUUUUCCGAGAAGUUGCGGCACGGUACUCACAAUACAACGUCUCCACCUACAUGCCGCUAUGGCUAUUCACCGACCAGUACGCACUCGUCGUGCCGAACACACUGCAGGAUAUCGUGGUGGCCGUCCUUUGCAUGCUGGCUAUCGCGUUCGUGCUGAUCCCGCAGCCCUUCUGCGCCCUCUGGGUGGCCUUCACGAUCGGGUCGAUUGACGUCGGCGUGCUCGGCUUCAUGACGUUGUGGGGCGUCAAUUUGGACGCCAUCUCGAUGAUCACGAUCAUCAUGAGCGUCGGGUUCUCCGUCGACUACUCUGCGCAUAUCACGUAUGGAUAUGUGAUAUCGAAGGAGCCAGAGCCGCGGCACCGUGUUCGUGACGCGCUUGGUGAUCUCGGUUGGCCAGUAAUCCAAGGGGCGGCUUCUACCAUCCUGGCCGUGGCGCUUCUAGCCAAUGUGCCGGCUUACAUGAUCGUCACCUUUUUCAAGACCGUCUUCCUAGCCAUCACUAUUGGACUAGUCCACGGGCUCGUCUUCCUCCCAUUGAUGCUAUCCGUUUUUGUGAGGGGCUGCUGCACGGUUGGAUACAGGCACGACGAUGAACAAUUCACGCUCCCCCUGCCGCCCUCAAACCAUUCGUACACGAGCGGCGACAACCCGAUCCACUCGUUCGGGAUGAGCCACCUCGGGAAGGACGUGCCUCGACACCCCGCACCCGUCAUCCCGGCAUACGACAAUGGCGGAUAUCAGACGGCCGAGAUCCGUCGGCCUCCCCCCGCUCAUCCUCCACCGCCGAUUCCACGACGACCCCAACAGGGUCAGUACGAAUCUGUGGGCCCGCCAAGGCCGCCGAGGAGAUUU
Messenger RNA from Mesorhabditis spiculigera, 2871 nucleotides. The record is from the annotation of a GenBank genome assembly. Lineage: Eukaryota; Metazoa; Nematoda; Chromadorea; Rhabditida; Rhabditidae.